Messenger RNA from Beta vulgaris subsp. vulgaris (sugar beet), 1284 nucleotides. RefSeq names its product tetraspanin-8. Gene Ontology annotation, cellular component: plasma membrane; plasmodesma. The coding region runs from base 234 to 1037 and encodes 267 amino acids. Lineage: Eukaryota; Viridiplantae; Streptophyta; Magnoliopsida; Caryophyllales; Amaranthaceae. The transcript is spliced from 2 exons. Gene Ontology annotation, biological process: auxin-activated signaling pathway. The record is from RefSeq and is a predicted model, not a curated record.
CUUUUAUCCCAUAUUCAACUUCCACAUGAAAGCGCGUUUCCUCUAACCGUUACCCCUCCUCAUUCUCCUUCUCUCUCCUCCAUUUUUAACCUCUACACCUUCUUCGAAACCCCCACACCACCCUCACUAUAAAUCCCCACAAAUCUCACACCAACUCAAAAAUCCUCAAAUCACCCAUUUCCUUUCUCCAAAAACCCACAAAACCCACAAAAACCCACUUUCUCUCUCCUAAAAUGAAGUGCUCAAACAGCUUAGUCGGCGUCCUAAACUUCAUCACUUUCCUCCUUUCCAUCCCCAUCUUAGGCGGUGGAAUAUGGCUCGCACACAAAGCCACAACUGACUGCGAGAAAUACCUCGAAAGACCUGUAAUUGCGCUCGGAGUUUUCCUCAUGUUGGUCUCAAUUGCUGGCUUAAUUGGCGCUUGUUGUCGCGUUAAUUGGUUACUUUGGGUUUACCUACUUGUUAUGUUUCUCCUUAUUUUGAUUCUUUUUUGCUUCACUAUCUUUGCUUUUGUUGUCACAAAUAAAGGUGCUGGUGAUGCUGUUGGUGGGCGUGGUUAUAAAGAGUAUAGGCUUGGUGAUUAUUCUAAUUGGUUGCAAAAAAGAGUUGAAAGUAAUAAGAAUUGGAAUCGAAUUAGGAGUUGUUUGAUUGAUGGGAAAGUUUGUCAGAAACUUUCUCAGGAAACUAAUACUGCUUCUACUGCGUUCUUUGCCAAACACUUAUCUCCUAUUGAGUCUGGUUGCUGUAAACCCCCAGAACUAUGUCAGUUCCAGUAUGUGAGCCCAACCAACUGGACUAAGACCGGAGAGCAAACCAACCCCGACUGUCAAGCCUGGAACAAUGAUCCAACCAUCCUCUGCUAUGACUGCAAUUCAUGCAAAGCUGGGUUUCUGCAGAACCUAAAGGGUGACUGGAAGAAAGUGGCUGUUAUCAACAUCGUUUUCCUCGUCUUCCUCAUCAUCGUAUAUUCCAUUGGUUGCUGUGCUUUCCGCAACAACAGGUGGGACAGUUCUGAUCCAUGGAAGCCAUAUCGUUGAAGAUGAUGAACUCUAGAUCAGUCUAUAUUACUUAGAAUGCUAUUUGUACAGAUGUUGGAUCUGUUUUGAUACUGAGUAUCGGCUUAUUUUUUCUCCCCUGCAUAGCUUGUUUCUUUUCAAUUGUCAUACACUAGUAGUAUUGUAUAUGGAUAUCAGGACAUAUGGUUUAUUUUAGCCAUGCUGCUGUGUAUAUCGGAUCUUUGUCCUUAGCAUUAUAUUUCGGAUUCAUAUCUCAUAUUUCUGAAUA